Messenger RNA from Lolium perenne, 3105 nucleotides. RefSeq lists its product as uncharacterized. NCBI's taxonomy places the organism in Eukaryota, Viridiplantae, Streptophyta, Magnoliopsida, Poales, Poaceae. The record is from RefSeq and is a predicted model, not a curated record.
UGUUGCGCCACCUCAUGGCGCGCGCGUCCGAACACCAAUCACCCUUCAAAAUCCUUCACACGUUGACCGUUGACGCCACGAACUGUUCAAUGUCGGCAUGUAGAAACCUUCUCCAAAACCCGUGUUCGUGUACGCUUAAAAUCCAGCACCAUUGCUGAGAGUCGAGCCAUUGCUGAUAGUUCAGUUGCGCCAUGAAGUCCGGGAAGGGCGCGGACGGCGGCGAGCCCAACGAAGACGGCGGCGAGAUGAUGUUAAAGACCCACAGCGCGCCGCCGACCCUCGAGAUCGUCGAGCACCGCGUCGUCGGCGGUCUAGGCAGCGGAGGCGGCGGGUCGACAUCCUUCAACCAGCCGUGGCGGGAGAUGACUCCGGGGAGCGGCAGCGGCCAUGGCGGCAGCUCGGGCAGGAGAGGCGGCCGGGAGCCGCCGGAGAAGCGGCUGACGCUCUUCGCGCUCCGGCUGGCCGUCCUCGAGAAGGCGGCUAGCGGGCUCGGGAAGCUAGACUUCGCGUGGGCCACCGUCGUGCUCCUCGGCGGCUUCGCCAGCGACCUCAAGAUCACCGACUUCUGGUGCAUCACCGUCAUCCUCGUCGGCGAGGGCGCGCGCGUCUUCAGCCGCAGCCACGAGCUGGAGUGGCAGCACCACGCCACGCUCACCUCCACCGCCGGCAACGCGCUGCGCACCAGCUCCCGCUUCUUCCACCAUGUCGCGCGCGCCAUCUUCAAGCCGCGGACCACGGCCGCGUCGCUGGCGCGCGUCAGGGCGGUGCAGUUCCAGCGCCAGAUCGUGGGCAUGAUGAAGCAGCGGACCUGGCACGCGCCCGAUGUGCCGCUGCUCCCGUACACCGGCUGGGUCUUCGUCUCCAAGAAGAUCAGCUGGCUGCUCAACUGGCUGCAGGUGCUCUCCGCCUUCGCCUGCGUCGCGCUCUCCGUCAUGCGCCUCUGGAAGCAUGACUUCGAAGACCAAGGCAAAGACAACAUGCGGCCGGCGCUCCUGCUCUUCUACACCUUGGCCCUGCUCGAGGCGUCGCUCUUCCUGCUGGAGAAGGUGUACUGGUGGUGGAAGAUGUCCGUCUGCAAGCUGCUCGACCAGGUCAGCGGCGAGUGCGAGCUCGGCCCCUACGGCCUCGUCUCUCUCAAGCGCUUCUUCUACGACGCCUACUCGCAGUGCAUCGACGGAAGCAUCUUCGACGGCAUCAAGAUGGACCUCGUCACCUUCGCCGAGGACCUCAUCCUCUCCGACUUCCUCGACGAGCAGCUCAUCGGCGUGCGCAUCCUGCAGCAGCUCGCCACCAGCAAGGGCUCCGCGCGUGAUACGCUGCGCAAGCUCGGCACCAACCCGCGCUCCAUCGAGCGGGUCGUGGAGAUGCUCAACUGGAGGCGGCCUGAUGAGGAGGAGGUGCGCCAGUGCGCCGCAGAAGUCGUGUCCAAGCUCGCCGGCAAGCGCCAGAACGCGCUACGCGUGUCGGGCAUCCCGGGCGCCAUCGAGUCCAUCAUGUCCCUGCUCUACACCGGCCGCGGCGCGCCCACGUCCUCCACCAUCACGACCAAGGGCGCGGCGGCCGCCGAGGCCGACCGGAUGUACGACUACCUGCAGUUCAACCUCCUGGGCUUACGCAUACUGAAGAAGCUCGCGAGGGACCACGACAACUGCGGAAAGAUCGGCAACGCCCGCGGCCUCCUCGCCAAGAUCGUCGAGUUCUCGCAUGCGUCGCAGGCUCUGCUCCUCAACCCGAGCGCCACGGACUCUCAGGUACGCGCCGUGAAGCGCGCGCUCCAGGUGAUCAAGAUGCUAGUGUACACGACGGGGGCCACGGGCAAGACCCUCCGGCGUGACGUCGCCGAGAACGUGUUCACGGUGAGCAACCUCCGGGGAGUCCUGCAGCACGGCCACCAGCACAUGGAGCUGCAGAAGCUGGCCAUGGACAUCCUCACGGGGAUGGCAAUGGACCAGAGGGCCAACGAGACCAUCGCGGGUACCGGAGGGGUGGUCAAGCUGCUGCUGUCGAUAUUUUUCAACGCUCAGGAGCUCGAGCUCGGCCGCGAGGCCGGCGAGGCGCUGGCGAUGCUGGCCUUGGAGAGCGAGACGAGCUGCUCGGCCAUCCUCAAGGCUAGGUCCGACGUGAUCGAUCCGCUCGUGUCUGCGGUGGAGAGCCACGACGCUCGAUGCCUGAACGCGAUGAGGCUGCUCCGCAACCUGUGCGCUUACUCGGGAGAGGAGCAUCGGACGCGCCUGAGUGCGGUCACCAAGGCCAUGCCGGCGGUACUGAGAGCCACCAUGACGGGACACAGCAAGAUCCUGGAAGUUUCCGUCGGCCUGACGACGCAGAUCUGCCAGUUCAUGGACGGCGACAAGUUCGCCGCCGAGCUUCGAGGCGCCGGGCUGGACAUGCGCGCCUACGUGCAGCGGCUGGCCGGCAUCCUGCGGCAGUACAAGUACCCCGAGGUCACUGUGCCCCGGAUGCGGCGCUUCGUGGUACAGCAGGUCAUCUGCCUCAUGAAGAGCUCGCCUCGACGAGGCGGCGGCGGCUUCGGGGAGCUGCUCCGGGACCGGGAGCUCGGGAUGGAGCGCCUGCUCGAGGCCAUCGCCGACACCACGUCGGAGGUCGAGUGCUACCACGUCUUCUCCGGCAGCGUCCCAAUCAGCAGGCACCGGGAGAGCUUCUCCGCCAUCGUCGAGACCGCGCUCCACCUAGUCGCUGCUGGUGGUGGAGGAUCAUCGGAAGGGAGCUUCGGCUGAUGAGUCAAACGAAAAGAUUUGCGAUCACGCAAUGCGAUCCAUCAGUAAAUGAAGUUGAGCAGUCCUUUUUUGCUUGCAUGGCAGAAAUAUGUUCUUUAUCACAGAAGAAUUGUCCCAUCACCGUCAACAUGAUGGGGUACGAGAAGUACAUAGAAAACGAGAGAUUAGAGAGUUCAAUUUGUAUAGUUCAAAAAAAUGCAUAGUUUCAGGAUGACAUAGGAUAUGCCACAGGUGUCAAUGUGAUGGGGUACAUCACUUUAUCAGGAAUUCACACGGGUAUACCUUCGAUCCAUACUACUUGUCCUUGUGAUACUUCUCAUGCUGUUAACAUCCUCCACUGUUUUCUUUCUCAAAUUUGUAUAGCUUC